Neoarius graeffei (lesser salmon catfish) is the source of this 3588-nucleotide messenger RNA. RefSeq lists its product as uncharacterized. NCBI's taxonomy places the organism in Eukaryota, Metazoa, Chordata, Actinopteri, Siluriformes, Ariidae. The transcript is spliced from 5 exons. The record is from RefSeq and is a predicted model, not a curated record. Gene Ontology annotation, molecular function: serine-type endopeptidase activity. Bases 84 to 803 code for a protein of 239 amino acids. Gene Ontology annotation, biological process: proteolysis.
UUCCACCUGAGCGACUUUCACUAGCGACUGAAAAGAUUCUGAAUGGGCACUCCGGCAAGAUCAACACAGACACUUGCUGUGACAUGCAGCCUAACCACAGCAGAGCUGAUGAUGAUAAGAUCAUCGGGGGAUAUGAAUGUAGUCCUCACUCACAGCCCUGGCAGAUUUAUCUAACCUAUGAUGAUGGACAGCGCUGGUGUGGCGCAUCCUUAAUUAACAAAUUAUGGGCCGUGUCUGCUGCUCACUGUUAUCUUCCGGCUCAUCGUCUUGCUCUUCACCUGGGUGAACACCAUUUGUUCACUAACGAAGGCACGGAGCAGAGACUGUGGGUCGAGAAGGCCAUACCAUAUCCCAACUAUAAUGACAGCACAUAUGAUAAUGACUUCAUGUUGCUCAAACUGAGCCAGCCUGCAGUUUUUAACCAGUAUGUGCAGCCUAUACCUCUGGCAUCCUCUUGUGCAGUGGCAGGGGAGGAAUGCCUCGUGUCUGGAUGGGGAAAUCUGAUCAAUACUGGAGUGAAUUAUGCAUCCGUACUGCAGUGCUUGAAUGUGCCUGUAAUCUCACGCUCAAAAUGCCAGGCAGCCUACGGUCACAAAAUCACUGAUAACAUGUUUUGUGCUGGGUAUUUGGAGGGAGGCAAAGAUUCAUGCCAGGGUGACUCUGGUGGUCCUGUUGUAUGCAAUGGGGCCCUGAAGGGCGUCGUGUCCUGGGGUGAAGGAUGUGCUCUCCCUGGCCUACCUGGUGUUUAUACUGAAGUCUGUCGCUACAUUGACUGGGUCAAUGCCAUCAUAGCUACCAACUAAGAGAGAAAAUAAUACUUUAAAAUUUGGAUUUUGUUUUAUGUUAUAAAUCUGAUGCUUGAUAUAUGCCAAUUCUUUGAAAUCUACAAUCACAUCACACGUUGUUUCAGACCCUUAUUCAAGUAUUGACAGAAUAAUGUCAGCAAAUGAUCAUAAUUAUAAAUAACAGUUCUCAACUUAGAAAAAUGGUCAGGCAAAGGACACGUGGUUUGUUCAAGUUCAUUCGCAAUAUGCUUAUACAGAACAACCUAUAUUUUUAAAAUGCUUUUUGUAACGUGUGCAUUUUCAUUGCAUGAAUGUAUUCUGUAAUUAUCAUAAUCAUACUUUCUGGUGUCACCAUCCAUUAUUUGUAACCACUUAUCCUGUGCAAGGUCACGGGCAAGCUGGAGCCUAUCCCAGCUGACUAUGGCCAAGAGGCAGGAUACACCCUGGACAAGUCACCAAAUUAUCACAGGGCUGACACAUCAAGACAAACAACCAUUCAUGCUCACACCUACAGUCAAUUUAGAGCCACCAAUUAGCCUGACCAGCAUGUCUUUGGACUGUGGGGGAAACCGGAGCACCCAGAGGAAACCCACGCAGACACCCAUGCAGACACCCAUGCAAACUCCACACAGAAAGGCCCCCGUCAGCCACUGGGCUUGAACCCUGAACCUUCUUGCUGUGAGGUGGCAGUGCUAACCACGACACAACCAUACCACCCUGGUGUCACUGAAAAGUGGAUCUAAUUUCAAGUCUGAGAUCUCCUGUUUCUUUCUCAAUUCAUUGGAUGACUUUGGUAAUAUUACCUCUGGCUUGUUUAUUAAGUUAAAUUUACAUUAACAGCAUUUAGCAGAUGCUCUUAUCUAGAGCAACAUACAGUACAACAUACCCAGAACAGCCUGGGGAGCAAUUGGGGGUUAGGUGCCUUGCUCAAGGGUAUUUCAGCCAGUCCAGGGAAUCAAACUGAAAACCUUUUGGCCCCAAAGUUGUUUCUCUAACCAUUCAGCCAUGGCUUCCCCCAAAUUUGCAUCCAGAUUUCUGUAAAUCUGCUUUAUAACAAUGUCGCUUAAUAAAAUGCUAAGCUAAUAAAGAUGACUUGAAAUUGAAUUUCAAGCAAAGCACAUAAUAAAUUAGAAGCAGAGGGCCCAAGAAGUACCACAUCAGUAUAACAUUUCAAUACCACAGAUGGUCAAUACCACAUAAUAUACAGCUGUCACUAUCGGUUAUGAUCAUUGACCUUAGUCCGUAAAAUUAAAGUAAUACUUUGUGUUAGUAGUAGUACUUUGUGACAGGGAACAUGUGCACUAUAAAAUAAUUAUGUAGCUUAACCAAGCUCAGAAGCAUUUCUUGGUGCCCAACUCAUUUGACUUACAAAAUACAUUUAAAACCAUUAUCAGAAUCUAGGAAAUCUGUCACCACAGUUUAUCCUACUCUAUUCAAACUAACUGGUCCACUAUCAAUAUGGGAAGGGUUAUAAGGCCAUCUCAAAAUAAUUUGAACAUCACCAUUCUACAGUGAGAAGGAUUGUUUACAAAUGGCAAGCUUUCAAGACAGUUGCCAAUCUUCCCAGGAGUGGUUGUCCCAGCAAAUUCAGUCCAAGGUCAGACUUUUAAAUGCCCAGAGAUAUAAAGUAAAACCAAGAGCUACAUCAUGUGACCUAGAGAUCUCUGUAAUUGGUUUAUGUUCGUGAAAGCAAAAUCAGAAAAAGACUGAACAAGCUUGACUUUCAUGUGAGGUUGGCUAGGAAAAAGUCCCGUCUCUCCAAAAAGGAUAUGGCAGCAUUGCUUAGAUUUGCAAAAUUGCAUCUGAAUAAACCACAAAAGUGCUGGAACUGAUGAGGCCAAGGUGAUGUGUGGUCAUCAUGCACAGAACCAUGUUUGAUGAAAACACAGCAUACCACCACAAACACUUCAUACCAACUGUUAAGGCUGGUGAUGGAAGAGUGAUGAUUUGGGCUUGUUUUGCAGCCACAGGACCUGGGAAACUUGGAGUCAUUGAGACACCAGUGAACUCCAAUUUAUACCAGAAUAUUUCUGACAUAAAUGUGAGGCCAUCUGUCCAACAGCUUAAGCUAGGCUGAAAUUGGGUCAUGCAACAGGACAGGGAUCCCAAGCACACCAGCAAAUCCACAUCUGAAUGGCUAAAGAAGAAACAAAUGUUGGAAUGGCCAAGCCAAAAUCCAGACCUCAUCUCCAAUGAGAUGCUGUGGCAGGAUCUUAAGACAGCUGUGCAUAAAUGAAUGCCCUCACCAGUGUUGUGCAUGAACGCGUUCAAAAGAACGCGUUCACUGAACACGCUCGUUUUUCCAUGAACUUUGAACUGAACGCAACAACUUUGUAAUGAAAGAACUUGAACGUGAAUUCGUUCAAAUUAUGCGACAUGAACGACAAACAUGAAGAUGAACGAAACAUGAAACCUGAUGAUUCGAGUGGCACGUCUACCUGCAAGAUAUUUUACGUUCUACUACUUCACUGUCAGUCUGAUGUUGUUGUCACUCACUGCCCUGAGGUGCCGUGUGUGUGCAAUGCAUCAUGGAUAACGUAGUGUGAAGCCGAAGAUAGUGGAUGGCUCUAUGAUUUGGCUCCAUACUACGUUACCCAUGAUGCAGCAGAGGAGAGUAGGCGUAACCCAGCGUUCCCUAGCUACAGUCAGGCAGCAGACAGCGCGCACACCACAGCCGGCGCACACUCACGGCAACAUGGCCAGUGAAAGUUCAAGUAGCGGCACGGAGAACACAGAUGAGUACAAUGCCAAAUAAUUUUAGAAAUUUGAUUGUUGUGUGCAUACACAGAUGUGUACUGAAGAA